This is a messenger RNA of Megalops cyprinoides (Indo-Pacific tarpon), 1002 nucleotides long. RefSeq names its product C3a anaphylatoxin chemotactic receptor-like. The coding region runs from base 1 to 1002 and encodes 333 amino acids. Gene Ontology annotation, biological process: positive regulation of cytosolic calcium ion concentration; phospholipase C-activating G protein-coupled receptor signaling pathway; inflammatory response. Gene Ontology annotation, cellular component: plasma membrane. The transcript has a single exon. The record is from RefSeq and is a predicted model, not a curated record. Gene Ontology annotation, molecular function: complement receptor activity; G protein-coupled receptor activity. NCBI's taxonomy places the organism in Eukaryota, Metazoa, Chordata, Actinopteri, Elopiformes, Megalopidae.
AUGGACAACAAUGAAAGCAGUCCUGCCGCCAAACCACGGCCUCUUGCAUCUAUAUUCAUGUACAGUGUGGCAUUUAUUCUUGGCACAACGGGCAACGGGCUGGUCAUCUAUGUAACAGGUUGCAAGAUGAAGAAGACAGUGAACACAGUCUGGUUCCUCAACCUGGCAGUGGCAGACUUCGUCUUCACAGCUUUCCUCCCUGUCACCAUUGUCAAUAGCUCUAGACGCUAUGACUGGCCCUUUGGGGAUUUCCUCUGCAAACUCAACACCCUGGUUGUGGUGCUCAACAUGUUUGCCAGCAUCUUCAUCCUGACGGCAAUUAGUAUCGACCGCUGCCUGUGUACAUGGGUGGUUGUGUGGGCCAAGAAUAAGCGCACCCCACGCAAGGCUGAGAUAAUCUGCAUUAUCAUCUGGUUAGCUGCUUUGGGCUGCAGUCUCCCAUAUGCUAUCCCUCGGGCAGCCAUUUCAGAGGGGAAUGGUACUUUAUGUGCACACAAAAACGAAACUAUUGAAACAUUUACAAAUGAGGUUAUGUUUCGCUUUUUUGCAGGGUUCCUCAUACCCUUUCUGGUCAUUGUAGUUUCUUACAUUGCUAUUGGUGUACGCAUCAGAUCCCUCCAGUCAAAGAAGAUUUUCAAGUCCAUCCGAAUCAUUCUGGCUGUAGUCAUGACUUUCAUACUUUGCUGGCUGCCUUUUCACAUCUUUCAGUUCUUGUUGGUAAAAUGGAGUAAAAGUGAAUACGAUGAGGCCCUUGACAAAGCCAUAAAUAUUGGGAUGCCUUUGUCCACCAGCUUGGCUUUCUUCAACAGUUGUCUGAACCCAUUCCUUUAUGUCUUCAUGUGUGAAGACUUCAAGAAAAAGCUCCGUCAGUCCAUCCUGACGGUCCUGGAGGGGGCCUUUUAUGAAGAGCUGCCCUUAUUGAGUGUCUCCCGCGCUUCCACGUUUGUAAAGGUGGAAGUCACUGAACUCAGAGACGCAGAGGGAAACUCCCAGUCCUUCUAG